Caenorhabditis remanei is the source of this 1248-nucleotide messenger RNA. RefSeq lists its product as uncharacterized. Gene Ontology annotation, cellular component: membrane. NCBI's taxonomy places the organism in Eukaryota, Metazoa, Nematoda, Chromadorea, Rhabditida, Rhabditidae. The transcript has 10 exons. The record is from RefSeq and is a predicted model, not a curated record. Bases 1 to 1248 code for a protein of 415 amino acids.
AUGAUAUCAAGACGUCGUCGAGCACUAGCAGGAAGUGAUGAUGGAUCAAAAGGAUUUGCCAGUAUGGUUGAUGAUAUUGAGCCCGAACCUUUUGAGGAAAUGUACUCAAUCUUCCGUAUAGUGACACUUUAUGAAAUGCUGAUACAUGGACAAUGGAAGUUAUUUGUUCAUUAUUUGGAAACGAAAAAAACCGAAUUGGUUCUUGGAAUGUAUAUUGGAGCAGCUUUUGAACUGAUUCGAUUUGUUUGUGUUUUGGUGAUUGCAAUUGUUUUUAUUUUGAUGCGUAUAUCUGCAUUACUUCCACUUCAAAACGAGCAAAUAAUUGGAAAUAUAACCUGGGUUAUCUCAAUGAAUGCUCUCGCUUUCUGGACUGCACUCAUUCUUUGUGGAAUUAUUGUUGGCCAAUUUGCAGUUUAUCAAUGUCGAAAUCCGAAUUAUGUCGUCAUUUGUACAACAAUCAACUUCAUUUUUUCAGUUGUUCUCAUCGCUUCGAUAAUACAUUUGGCUAUUCUAAAACAUAAUAACGAUGAUUUCAUGAAAGAAGGAUUCCAUAAAAACCUUCUUUCAUCAGGCUCAAUGCGAGGUCUAAUGAAUUAUCAAGCGAGAGUCAAGUGUUGUGGAGUUGAGGGACCGAUGGAUUACAAUAGUGACCAUAUUCUGAGAUAUAGAAAUUCACUGACAAAUAAAACUGAAAUGAUUCGAGUGACUCGCGAAUUCUCUCUUGAUGACAAUCGUUUCUACAGUAUUCCGAUUUCUUGUUGCAAGAGAAGUGAUAAAACAAUCUGUUCGCAAAGAAAUCUGACAGUUGAAGAAACGGCAGAAGUGAGACAACUUGCAAACCAAGGACAAUGGGAAGCUAUGAGAAAAUAUUUUGUGAUGCCAGAACCAGGAUCGUAUUGGACAAAAGGAUGUUUGACUGAAUACGUGGAAUCGAUUGAUUCAUACGGAACUAUUCUCAUCUCAACCAUCGUUAUUUUCACAAUAUUCACAGCGUUGACUAUUGGAUUUGUGAUUGUUCUGCUACUUUACCACGAUGGAGUUGGACAUAUGGUUUCAGAACAAAAGAUGUUUGGAGUGGAACGAAACACUGGAGUUCACUUUUUGAUGAGUUUGGAUAUGAUAGACAGCGACUUCCAAGAUGAUUUCAGUUUGAUUGAAUUCCUUCGAAACUCUGAUAUUGACAAGUUCAUGGCUGGAGAUAAACUUCCAGGAACAUUGAAUGGAAGAAAAGAUGCUGAAAGAGCAUGA